Molecule: messenger RNA, 796 nt
Organism: Amoebophrya sp. A120
Lineage: Eukaryota; Dinophyceae; Syndiniales; Amoebophryaceae
Source: the annotation of a GenBank genome assembly
AUUUUGGCGAGCGACAACGUCUACCGUGAGAGCUGGUUGGUCCGCAACAUGUUGGACACGCUGCAGGAGCUUGAGACCAAGAAAGUGACGCUCACGCACACGCGGUUCAUGGUCGACGAGGCCGGGGAGAUGUUGAUGGAACAGGAUCCGGCCACUUUUCUGGAGGGCACGACGGAGGCAGGAGAGGACGAGCAGGAGGACGGGCUCGCAAGGGACAGGCAGCUUUUGAGAACCGUCCGCGUGCCUUUGGCGCUGGGCUCCGACAUCCUCCUGCACUGCGCCAAGCGGUCCUGGCAAUUGUGGGACCGCUAUGCACUGCAAAAAUGUCUGGGUCCGGAAGGUUGGAACUUGUCAUGUCAAACCUGAAUCAUGCAAAAAUCUGUGUUGCAUGAUUGCCAAAUGCUGUCCACUUUUGAUCAAGUUGAGAGGCAGUUUCUCGUGCAGGAUAGGCAUCAUGAUAGUGAUGAUCUCCCGGAAUCUGUCAUGCUAGGUCCUCCAUUACAGACCUCAUGGGUCAUGGAAAACCUGCAUGGCGAGUCUAGCAAAGUUCCAGAGAGACCGAGACAUAUUUGCAUUUGAUAGCCGCGCGCUGAACGGCGAUGAGGAGGAGCGGAGGCGCAUUGCCGCCCAAAUUGACUUGCGCGGGGAAGAGAACGCCAGCGAGAUACUGGAUCCGGAGGGGGACGAUAUGGUUUGUUCGAACGAGUUUUUCGAGUUUUCCAGUCUUCAUCAUCAGAUCCAGGUGUACCCGCGGGCGAGGCAAUUUCUGGAGAAGAUCGCACAGCUGGUGUUCGAG